This is a messenger RNA of Octopus sinensis (East Asian common octopus), 773 nucleotides long. RefSeq lists its product as uncharacterized. The record is from RefSeq and is a predicted model, not a curated record. The transcript has 3 exons. NCBI's taxonomy places the organism in Eukaryota, Metazoa, Mollusca, Cephalopoda, Octopoda, Octopodidae. Gene Ontology annotation, biological process: sleep; positive regulation of voltage-gated potassium channel activity; regulation of synaptic transmission, cholinergic. The coding region runs from base 113 to 532 and encodes 139 amino acids.
CGUUUCUCACACAUACAUUCAUAGCCAGUGUCUUUACAUCACUUGAGCUUCUCAGGCGUUCUACUCUGUUGACGCUAAAGCCUAGCAGUCCAAUAUAUCAAUCAUUAUCAUCAUGAAGUUAUCUCAUAUCAUCUCCGUAAUUUUCUUGGUUGCAGUUAUCUGUAUACAGUCUGGUUUCGGAAUCAAAUGUUAUGAAUGCAACUCUUUCCACCAGCAAGAUUGUGGAGAUCAUUUUCAAAAUACAACCUUUCGCUUGGUGACUUGUGAGGGUGAUCUAUGCCGAAAAAUUGUACAGACAGUCAAAAUUGAUGAUAAGUGGCAGGCCCGUUAUAUCAGGCAAUGCGCUAAGGACGGCGAAAUUGGUGCCCGAGAAGGACGUGAGUGCAAAGAUAGAAUUGGUACAAAUGGAAUAAAAAUGAGAUACUGUCAUUGUAACAAUAUGGAUGGUUGUAAUUCUGCAAAUUCCUGGAAUGUACCCUUUGUUCUCAUGACAACUGCCUUUGUUGGACAAUACAUAUGGCAAAAACUAUAAUUAGAUGCAGAUUUUUUAUGUUUUUAUUUUUUCCUCUCCACUUAUGCUAGGACCGAAGAUUUUUUUUAAAUAAAAAAAACCUUAGUUGCAAAACUAAAAACAAAAAUUAUAUCUUUUAUUGAUUAUUAUUUUUUUAGCAUUUAUAAAACAGUAUUAUCACUUAGAAAAGUAUAAGAACAUAUAAAAAUAUCUUUUGUGUCAUAAUUUCCAAUUUGGCUUAUAUGUAGCAUUCCAUACACCA